Trichomonas vaginalis G3 is the source of this 2412-nucleotide messenger RNA. Its product is annotated as Class III phosphoinositide 3-kinase catalytic domain-containing protein. The record is from RefSeq and is a predicted model, not a curated record. The transcript has a single exon. Gene Ontology annotation, molecular function: 1-phosphatidylinositol-3-kinase activity. The coding region runs from base 1 to 2412 and encodes 803 amino acids. Gene Ontology annotation, cellular component: phosphatidylinositol 3-kinase complex, class III, type I; peroxisome; cytoplasm. Gene Ontology annotation, biological process: autophagy of peroxisome; endocytosis; autophagosome assembly. NCBI's taxonomy places the organism in Eukaryota, Parabasalia, Trichomonadida, Trichomonadidae.
AUGCAAAGCGUGAACGUUGGUCUUUCCAAGACUGCAAAUUAUGGAACCAACGUUAAAAUCAUGCUCAAAAAUCUAACUGUUGACGUAGAUUCGCAACUUCCAUUUGAUAUUUAUCAUUAUUUUCAAAUUUCUCCACCAAUAUCAGUUAUUGGCCAAUGGGACACAAAAAAUGCAAUUCCAUUUAUUGCUGAAGCAGAAUGUCUAAUAGUUUCAAAAGGAAAACCAUUAACUUGUCCAAUUAUUUUACAAUCCCAGCAAUAUACAAUUACAAAACCAAAAAUACCCGAACUAGUUUCAGGUAUGACCGUAUUAAGGAAGCAGUUUGUAUUCGAAUGGAAUCGAAACAUUGAAUUUCCAAUUUAUUAUUCAGAAUUACCUGUUGAUUCGAUCGUUGUCUUUAAAUUUUAUGCCAAACUCUUCCAAACAGAAUCAAAAUUCAUUGGUAAGACUCAAUUACAUAUUUUUACGCGCACAAAAACUCCAAGACUUCGAUUAGGAUUUUUCCCAUUAGUUUUUGACGGAACGCCACCCACAAAGCUUUCCAAGCAUAUUAGACGCCUUUACACAGGAAAAGAUCCAGAAUACAAAUACAUUGACACUCAAUUAAAAUCAAUCAACGCAUCAUUACAUCCUACCGAUGCCAAAAUCUACUAUCGUUCGAUCCUUACACCAUCAAAUCCUCCCAAACUCUCAAGGGUGUCCCAAUUUGCCCAAAUUUACAUUGAAUCUCCAUGUUCCGACCCAACAACAUUAAUUAUUCACGACGGCAUCAUGUUGCCUACAUCCAAGUCCCCGAACUCUCUCAACCCAUCCCAGAGACUCUACCACGAUUUGACCCAUUCCACAUCUGGCUUCAAAUCUUCGUUCCUCAAAGACUCAAAAGUGACAAAGAUUUUAAACAAAGUGAAGUCAUAUGGACCAUUGGUCGAACUGCAGCCCAUGGAAGUCAACUGUCUUUACAACAACUUCCGCGCUUGUCUUCAGGACCAAGCAUUAAUGCCUGCUCUUUUCAGAGCCGUAAAUUGGGAAAACAAAGACGAAAGAGUCGAAAUCGAGCAGAUGCUUAAAGACAGAGACCCGAUUGAUGCUGAAUACGCUCUUGAGUUCUUCACGGACAGAUACAAUAUACAGAGCAUCAGACAAUUCGCUGUCAAAUGCAUUUCCGCGAUGAAACACGAAGAUAUUUUACUUUAUUUGCCUCAAAUUUUGCAGGCAACAAAAGUACAAUACACAGAAGGCCUUGUAGACAUAUUAGUUAACAACGCACUCGGAGACCCAAUCUUCGCAUCAACCCUCUAUUGGAAUGCACAAGUCGAAAAAGAACAAUUUUCUGUUCUUUUAGAAAAAUUGACAUCAAAUUUGACAGGUGAAGUGAAACAACAACUUGAAGAUGAAAUAGACUUGUACAAGAGAUUGUACAAUCUAUUACAGAACCAUCCUAAAGCUACACCUGCGGUUAUAAGAGACACAAUCAGAGAUUUGUUGAAUAACGAUCCAGUUCAUUCACAAUUGAAGAGUUUCAAACCAACGCGUUUACCUUUAGAUCCAAGUUUAUUCGUUGUUGGAAUUGAUACUUCCGAUGUCAAGGUUUUCAAGUCGAAGCUCUGCCCAGUUUGUCUCUGUUUCAAACUCCAAAACGGAGGCAAGUACAGAGCAAUCUUUAAGAUCGGAGACGACAUGAGACAAGAUCAACUGAUUUUGCAGUUGUUUGAAGUGAUGGCCCACAUCUUUAAAGCGGCUUCAAUGCAGCUUAACAUCACUGCUUACAAGACACUUGCUUUCAGUGAGACAUUCGGUUGUUGCCAGUUCAUUGAUAAUUCAAGAGCAAUCUUGGAUAUCGCGAAGGAUGGAAUGAAUAUUCUCCAGUUCUUGGCAAAUCCUGAUGGAACUGUUGAUAGUGGAAAAAUUGACAUUUUCACUGAAAGUUUGGCCGCUUAUUCCGUAAUGACAUACGUACUUAAGAUCGGUGACAGACAUGACAACAACAUCUUGGUUACAAAAGAUGGAAGAUUGUUACACAUUGAUUACGGAUUUAUUUUGGGAGAUGUGACAAAACCAUUCACUCCUCCUUUGAAGUUGUCAAAAGAAAUGAUUGAAACAAUCGGAGCAAACGGAAUGCAGAGAUUGUGUGACUGGGCUUGCCCUGCAUUCAACUCACUCAGGAAGAGAGCGAGACUCAUUUUGGUCCUGAUUGAACUGAUGUUCACUGCUCCUUUGGAGUGUUUCCAGAACAAUCCAAAGAGAAGACUUCAACAAGUUGAGAACUGUUUGUUGCUCAGAUGUACUGAAAUCGAAGCUUCAAAAUCUCUUCAAGCAACAUUCACUCAGUCUCUCAACUCAAAGAUGCAGGUUUUCUGGGAUGCUGUCCACACUGUCGCUGUAAGUACAAACGGACAAUCAGCUGAGAAAUAA